Meloidogyne enterolobii is the source of this 317-nucleotide messenger RNA. The record is from the annotation of a GenBank genome assembly. Lineage: Eukaryota; Metazoa; Nematoda; Chromadorea; Rhabditida; Meloidogynidae.
UUGUCUUGUCCCCUGCUGAAAUUAAUUUAUGAUUUUAAAGUCUUUUUUUUCUAUUAUUACUCAAACUUUUUUCAGGUAUUCGUCUUGGACUUUACAAACAAAACAUUAUGUGGCUUUCUGGACCUCAAAUUGAUGAUUUAAAAGAUUCUGAAUUGGAGCAACUUAUUCAAAGUGUUACAAUAUUUUAUAAAGCUUCUCCUAGACAUAAAUUACGAAUUGUUAAAGCACUUCAAAAUAUUGGAGAAGUUGUGGCAAUGAUUGGUGAUGGAGUAAAUGAUGCUGUUGCUUGUAAAAAAUCUGAUAUUGGAGGUUUUUAA